GGAUCAGAGCAGAACGCACCACAAUUCCCCAUACGAGAGGGAGAGGGAGGCAGAUUAUUGGAGGCGCCGAGCACCGUAGCUGUGCACUGUAGCUCUGGGCAGCAGCACGCUCCGACAGAAUCCCAGGCAUUUGCAGAGUCUGCAUCCUUUUCAUCCUCUCCCCUGCUCACCCAUCUCGCAUGGUCCAUUCCUGGUACCCUAUUUAAUUCCCUUUACUGCUGCAUCAUAUCUUGCCUGGCUAGUUCAGCUGUUAUCCUAAUAGGAGAGAAUCCCCUCUCCCCCAAUUCUCUACCCUGGUUGGAAUUAUUUCAGUUCCUUUUGAUUUGAUUUUUUUUUUUUAAUGCAGUCUGUAUCCUCUCUCGGGAGAAUCUGGCCGACCACCCCAUCCUAAUCUGUCCCUCCUGGCACGCCAGAAGAAAACAAACCAAGACACUUUAUCAUUAAAGAGAGGAACGGAUCAUACCGGAAAGGUGUUUUUGUUGUAUGCCCGUCAUGUAUCUUGCAGUCAUCCAGCUCCUGACCCUCUUCUGUUUCACAGGGGCUAACGUGUCUGACUAUGACCAUAAUUUGGAAAUGCCAUUGCAUAAAAUGAUAUCUAUAGAUAUUACUCCAGAAGCCAGCCAACCGAUCACAUCGGAUGUCCUAGUUGCCACAGGAGGCAAAAUGACCCUAACUUGCACAGUGGAGGAACAUGAAGAGUCUUCCCUCCAGUGGUCCAAUCCAGCUCAGCAGACACUGUACUUUGGAGAGAAGAGAGCUCUCAGAGACAACAGAAUCCAGCUGGUGAGGUCCACCAGAAACGAGCUGUCCAUCAGUAUUAGCAAUGUGGUGUUAUCUGAUGAGGGGGAGUACACCUGCUCCAUCUUCACCAUGCCCGUCAGGACAGCCAAAGCCAUGGUGACCGUUCUAGGGGUCCCCCAGGAACCCCAGAUCACUGGUUACGAGAGGCCAGUCAAUGAAAACGAAAAUGCUAUUCUGAGAUGCACAACAAGUGGCAGCAAACCGGCUGCCAACAUCAGAUGGUAUAAAGGCCCUGAAGAACUGGAAGGUGCACGUAACUCUGAGACAAAGGACCCUAAUGGUAAAACCUUCACUGUAGUGAGCGUCAUUAGCUUCUCAGUGACCAGAGCGGAUGACCAGGCUGAGAUUACCUGCACCGUGGGCCACGAGUCAAUGCCCAACACGUUUAAAUCUUCCAGCCAGAAGCUUCAAGUCCUCUACCAACCCGUAGCAAAGAUUGAGUCUCGGCCCAGCCUGCCGAGAGAAGGGAUCAGGCUGCAGUUGCAGUGCGAUGCCUUUGGAAACCCUGUACCAGAAAAAUACACCUGGACACGGAAGAAUGGCGAAUUACCCUUAACCGUAACCACCGAUCAAAACAGCUUGGUGUUUCAAAACCUCAACAAAAGUGACAGCGGCACCUACAUUUGCCAAGUAUCCAACAUUAUGGGGAUUUAUACCACAGAAUACAAACUGGAUGUCAAUGACUCCCAGAUAUUUUACCAAGAUCCCAGUCCUGUUCCUCAGUCCAGCAUCGACCAUAUUGUAAUUGGAAUAGUAGUCGCUGUCAUCGCCUUCCUUCUAUUCUGCCUGCUUAUUGUCUUGGGACGCUACUUGAUCAGACACAAAGGCACCUAUCUCACACAUGAAGCCAAGGGCUCGGACGACGCCCCCGAUGCUGACACCGCUAUUAUUAACGCAGAGGGCGGACAAGGCGGAUCUGAUGACAAAAAGGAAUAUUUCAUAUAAGCUCAACUCCUUCUCCUAAAAAUGUGACCACGGCAACAAGAUCAACACAUGUUUAACAGCAUACGACAGCACCGACAGAACAAAGUGAUUCUCUGACGCGGGUGACUCUCUCUCUAACAGGGCCAAAUCAAGGAGAUGGAGGACGAGAGAGGAAGGGACAGUGAAUGGAGAGAUCUUGCUUCUUAAACAAACUUGUAUAAAAGUUAUUAACAAAAACUCUUAAAAAGAUAAAAAAAAUUGCUUGCUUAAAUCUACAUAUCUUCAGUGAACGCACUAUUCUAACAAACAGAUAAUAAUCGUGAGUUAAGAUAAUAUUUUUUGUUUAUUUUCAUUUACAAUGUGUACAAAGUUUUAUGUUUUUAUUUUUUACUUUGGAAUGUGGGGGGCGGGGAGAAAAUAUAUUUAAAUAUAUUUAGUGGGGUUUUUUGUUUUUUUGUUUGUUUGUUUUUUUCAGGGUAAAUUAAACUUGUAGGAUAGGUAUUUUCUAGAAAGAGUUUUGUUCCGCCAGAAAUGCAUAGGGAGCGAUUUAUAAGGUGCCCCAAUUAAAGCUUCCAUUUAAUGACUAGCAUGGCUGCUCCUGGAAAUUGGUCUGAUGAAGUGUAUGGUUUCCAUGUUUAACCCUUUGGUAGCCAGAGGCGUGUUUUUUUUUUUUUUUAUGCUUUGAUUGAGAAAAGCUUACAUGAUGCUGUUGGCAAUUGAAGAGUAACAUGUUAAGUAACAGAGUGGAUUCUGGGAAGUGAUUUAGAUGAGCAAGAAGAGUGGAUCUCUCAGCUAAAUCCUCUCGUUGCUUGAGACGGGUCAGUGUCCCUAACCGAGUUUGCUUAGGCUAAUCAGGGUCUCGGUUUUGCACAGAAUAAAAGACAAGGCACAGUGUUAUUUGUUUAGUGUCAUAAUGUUUUACAUUGUUUUUGCCCUAUAUCAUUUCCCCAGGCUAAAUUACAGAAUGGCAAGGUAUGGCAAGUGACGAACCAAUCACAACAAUCCAUUGAACAGUUGUUCAUGAGGCUGAAGAAUGGAUUAAUUUGAUUGGUUGUCAGCUAGCAAUGAGAAUUUUGGUUGCAACACAAAUAUCUCUAAUAGAUAACUGGUAUUUAAUCUCUUACAAUGUACCAUACCUCUUUAUCACAUUACCACAUGAAUGCAUCAUCAGGUAAUAUAUUGUUUUGCAACUGUGGACUUAAUUCUCACAGAACUGACAGCAUCACUCAUCUGGCAGAGUUCUGAUAUUAACCAAUAAAUCUCUGUAUUAUGUCAUACUAUGUAUGUACCAGGCUUGGCAUAAAAAUAUUUUCCGCUGUG
Messenger RNA from Pseudophryne corroboree (corroboree frog), 3045 nucleotides. RefSeq names its product cell adhesion molecule 3 (gene CADM3). NCBI's taxonomy places the organism in Eukaryota, Metazoa, Chordata, Amphibia, Anura, Myobatrachidae. The record is from RefSeq and is a predicted model, not a curated record. Gene Ontology annotation, cellular component: presynaptic membrane. Bases 484 to 1746 code for a protein of 420 amino acids. The transcript has 11 exons.